CUAUCCCCUACUAUUAAGGUAGUACUUGGGACUGUAAUCAGCUCUUACGCUCCUUUAACUGAACCCAUUCGAUGGAUCAGGAAUUAUAGGAUCUGUGUUAGCUUCUCACCAAACUGGACAUCUAAAACCCGUUGCAAAUAUGGACUCUACCGCUUCCAAACACAGCCGCAAUAUCUCCAGAUCAUCACGGCCCCGUAGCUCUACCAAAGGCCCACUAGAUGAUCCGAAUUACCCACCGAAUGCAAAGGGGACAUACCGGAUCCAAAGUACAGCCAAUGUCGUUAGCUACACCGGCACUUCAUUCACCGAGUUAGAUCCAUUAGCACCGGAUGAUUUACCACAAACCUUAGGGAAGGAUCUCUCGUUCCUCCUCCGAUACGACGUCUAUCAUUCCCUCUCGCAAGUUGAUAUUCCGCAUGCCUUGCGGUCUGAGUUCGUUGGGCUUACCUCAGAAGAGUCACUAUCUUCCUGCCUCAGUACCCUUGAAAGGCUACUGGCUGAAGGUCACUUCUUGCUCGCAGCUUAUCUCUCGGCAACGAUUUUAACCUCAUCUCUCCUCUCGUCCACUAACGUCAAGGUGAUUUUCUCACUUUUCUACACACGAUUAGCAUGCCUGGAACUGUCUGGGAAUACGAUCAUUGCAGCACAAGAAUCAAAAGCACUAGAAGACUUGAGCUCUACUUUUUACUAUGUGGAUCAGGUCUCCGAGGGACCAGAUACCGAAAACGAACGAAAACAGCCUAGUUAUCCCCGUCAUAUCGUACCGUGGCCACUACGUGUUCUCGCAGUCAGGCUGCAAAGUAUUGGAUUCGGUGAUCCACGCAGGGGCAUUGGUGGGCUAUACGAGAUCGGGCUAGAGGCACGGAGAGAGAUCAUGCGGCCAGACUUAACUUCAGCGGAACGAAGCGUAUGGAAAGAAAGACUCUCGGACCUUGGCAUUCGAUGUGUAAAUGCAUUAAUUGAAAUGGGUGAUCUCAGUGCAGCGAGGAGAUCUCUGCAAACAUUAGGAUCAGAUGAUACCCACAAGCUGAGAAAGGCGCUUCUUCUCCUUUUGAUAGGCGAUAUUGAUACAGCAAAGCAAAUCUCUGAUGGACCGGGAGGAACCAGUAUAUUCAAGCCACUUCUGAGUAUGGCUGAGGGCCGCUACGAUGAUGCAGUGGCAGAAUGGCAAGCCCUUCUAGAGAAUAGUCCCAAGGAAACCGAUGCAGCCAUGAUAUCCCAAAACAUGGCAGUAUGCCUAUUAUACACAGGGCGACUAAAUGAGGCCCGUGAGACUCUGGAAUCAUUGGUGCGUGGAGGGCAGUCCUUUGGUAGUUUGAUUUUCAACCUGUCCACAGUCUAUGAGCUUUGUUCAGAUAAGUCCGGACAACUGAAGGCAGGGCUUGUGGAUCUUGUUGCCAAGGAACCUGCCACCGGACACACCAAUUUGGAUCGGUCUAAUGCGGAUUUUAAAUUGUGAUCGAACCUUACGCAACACACAUCAGUAAAGGUCCCCUCGGCAGAGCAAGGACGCCACUUACAGGAUCAGUACGCUAUGGUUGGUCUAAUGUAUUAGCGGUCAUCUAUUAUUUUCUA
Molecule: messenger RNA, 1575 nt
Organism: Aspergillus alliaceus
Lineage: Eukaryota; Fungi; Ascomycota; Eurotiomycetes; Eurotiales; Aspergillaceae
Exons: 4
Coding region: 140-1459 (439 amino acids)
Cellular component (GO): TRAPP complex; Golgi apparatus
Molecular function (GO): protein binding
Source: RefSeq, a predicted model, not a curated record